AUUCUUCCCCUCAGCAAAAUCCAAAACCAAACCAUGAAACUCUCCUUCUCCCUCCCUCCCAAAUCCUCCUCCAAAUCAAACCCUAAACGCAACCCCUCCUCCGCCACCGCCACCGCCACCUUCAACGACGGCACCGGCAACCACCCUAACGACGCCGUUUCCAAACACUUCGUUAGCGAAUUCGACGCCUCGAAGCCUCUCUCCGCCGAUCCUAAAGCCCGCGUGAUCGCUCCGAUCCCCAACGAAUGGCGGCCCCACAAGAAGAUGAAGAACAUCGAGCUCCCCAUCACCGAGUCCGGCGGCCACGAGCUCCAGUUCGAGGUCGAGACGCUCUCCGUCACCGACGACCCCGACGCCAAGAUUUCGUACGGUCUCAAUCUCCGGGAGAAAUCGGAAUUGGAGAAUCGGGAGGGGUUGGGGAAUGGUGAGCGGCCGAGAUUGAGAGGCGUUGAGGAUACUCUGCUGCAGAAGUUUAAAGACGAUUUGGAGCGCUUGUCGGAUCAUAGGGGAUUGGAGGAGUUUGAAGAGAUGCCGGUGGAGGGUUACGGCGAGGCGUUGCUAACCGGGUACGGGUGGUACCCGGGUAGAGGAAUUGGGAAGAAUGCGAAGGAAGAUGUGAAGAUUGUGGAGUAUACUAGGAGUACUGAUAGGCACGGGUUAGGGUUUCUUGCGAAUUCGAAAGAGAAGGAUAGAAAGAAUUCAAAAGAACAAGAGAAAGAGAAGAGGAAAGAUGGGGAUGUGGGGAAGGAAGUGAGGAUCGUUUCAGGUCGAGACUAUGUAGGUUUGAGAGGUAGGAUUGUGGAGAAAUUGGGCAAUGGGAAACUGGUUUUGAAGCUGUUGAGUAAGAGCAAACAGCAAGAUGAAGAGGUUGUAAAAGUGAAUGCGGAUGAAGUUGCGGAAUUGGGUUCAAAAGAAGAGGACAAGUGCUUGAGGAGAUUGAAUGAGACACAAAGGAAAGUAGGUAGUGAUAGCAGGCGGAGACGAGAAGAGCGAAGGGCUCAUUCGACGUGGCUUGCGAGGAACAUUCGGGUCAGGGUUAUUAGCAAGGCCCUGAAAGGUGGGAAAUUGUAUUCGAGAAAAGGGGAGGUGAUGGAUGUUGUUGGACCCUACACUUGCGAUAUAUCUAUGGAUGGAAGUAGGGAGCUUGUGCAGGGGGUUUCUCAGGAUUUUCUUGAGACAGCCCUGCCAAGGUGCGGCGGACCGGUUCUUGUGUUAUCUGAGCAUAAGGGGGUCUAUGGUAGUCUUGUGGAGAAGGAUUCUGACAGAGAGACCGGUGUUGUCAAGGAUUCUGAUACCCAUGCCUUGCUCAAUGUGGGUCUUGAGCAGAUUGCCGAGUUUACUGGUGAUCCCAACGACCUUGGAUAUUGAUUCAUAGGUACUUUGAAUCACAAUUGUAUUCUCUGUAUACUGUGUUUGUAAGCUGACAUUCCUAUCAACUAAAUUUGAUAUCUUCGUUUGCCAUGCCAUGCUGCUUCUACUUGGGAGUCUAUUGGCUCCUCAUUAUUUCCGUGUAUGAAAUUUCCAGUGUUGUGAAUUUAAUUAUUUCGUUCAGAUGAAUAUUUCUUGAUUAA
Pyrus x bretschneideri (Chinese white pear) is the source of this 1571-nucleotide messenger RNA. Its product is annotated as protein MOS2-like. NCBI's taxonomy places the organism in Eukaryota, Viridiplantae, Streptophyta, Magnoliopsida, Rosales, Rosaceae. Gene Ontology annotation, biological process: mRNA splicing, via spliceosome. Gene Ontology annotation, molecular function: nucleic acid binding. The record is from RefSeq and is a predicted model, not a curated record. Gene Ontology annotation, cellular component: spliceosomal complex.